UUUCUGGCACAACAAAAACAAAUACGUAAAAAUUUCAGUUGAUAUUGAUUUUCCUCAAGUGGAUCCCAAAUUGAGCGUGGAACCAGCUACCAGCCACCAGCCACCAGCCGGCAUCAGCUGUUGGCCAAGUUAGCCAGGCAACAAAAGCAACAACCGUUGAAACAACUGCGCCGCGAUAAAAUUGUUUGCCAAUAAGAAUAGAGCUUAGUGCGAAGUGGAAGCCGAAAGAUAAAGGAACGUGGCUGGCGCUGCAGCUGCAUCAGAUACAUUUUCAGAUACGAGAGAUUCGAGAUACCGCGAGAUAGUGAAACUCUGAAACAGGAAGAGAAGCCACCACCGCUGCUCAAGUCCCGGCCAUGUUCAAGUUUUUGAAAAGCAAACUUUCUCAAUUCAUUCCAAAACAAAAUCGUUUGGUUAUUCUGCGCCAUGGCGAAAGCGAUUUCAACAUCGGCAACCGAUUCUGCGGCUGGCACGACGCUCCAUUGAGCGACAUUGGCGUUAAAGAGGCUCUCACCGUCGCUGUUCCAGCACUGCAACAGUCAAAGCUGGAAUUCGACAUGGUCUACACAUCGGUGCUGAGCCGAUCUCGGGAAACCGCCGACAUGAUCCUGAGCAACAUGAGCUGCUCCUACGUGCCCGUCAAGGAGGACUGGCGCCUCUCCGAGCGCCACUACGGCAAUCUCACCGGGCAGCGGAAACGCGAGGUGGCCAACAUGUAUGGCGAGGAACAGGUGAUGCAGUGGAGAAGGGCCUACGAUGUGGCGCCUCCCCCGAUAUUGGAGAGCAACCGCUACUUCUACACCAUCUGCAGCAAUCCCAUAUUCGACGAUGUGCCGCCGGGACACUUUCCGCUAACCGAAUCCAUGCACAUGUGCGUCGAUCGGGUGACGCCGGUGUGGCAUGAGGUCCGGCAGGAGGUGCUCAAGGGCACCCGGGUGCUCAUGGUGGUCCACGGGACAGUAGCCCGUGCCCUCGUCCAACUCAUAGAGGGCGUCUCCAACGAUGCCAUCGAAAAGAUCAACAUCGCCAAUUGUGUGCCCCGCGUAUACGAGUUCGAUCUUACCGCGGGCAAGUUGAUAGGCGGUGGCAUCAACCUGGGCAACCCGGACUACAUCAAACGCAAAGUGGCCGAGGUGGCCGCCAUCGGGGACUAAUCUGGGAACUGAUAUUCGAUUCAAUGAUAUAUGACACCGAUUGUACGUAACCCUGUGUCUUUGCUGGAUGAAGUCUGAGUUGUAUGAAUUUAAGUACUACAUAUUAUGGAUUUAAUUUAUUUUGUCUAACGUAUCAAAUAUUUUUGGCCAAAAAUAUACAUUUUAUACUAAA
Drosophila bipectinata is the source of this 1326-nucleotide messenger RNA. RefSeq names its product 2,3-bisphosphoglycerate-dependent phosphoglycerate mutase. Gene Ontology annotation, molecular function: intramolecular phosphotransferase activity. The record is from RefSeq and is a predicted model, not a curated record. Gene Ontology annotation, biological process: glycolytic process. NCBI's taxonomy places the organism in Eukaryota, Metazoa, Arthropoda, Insecta, Diptera, Drosophilidae.